CCUCGUUCUUUAGAGUCGCCAACUGCAGUCACGUGCUAUGUCUCCCAUCUAUAGCUCCGCUAACGGGCUAGCGGAUGCUAAUUGGAACUCAGCUAAAGUUGUAAAUAUUCAGCAUUGUCCCAAUAUUUAAGCAAUACCACGCGCUCGGAGACGCUAUUGUUUCAUAUGAAAAGGUGCACAGACGGGAACCUGUCGCAGGUGCGGCACGUGGUGCUGGUUCUGUCGGGGAAGGGAGGCGUGGGCAAGAGCACCGUCACCACGGGGCUGGCGCUGGCGUUCAGGCACGCCGGCAAGAAGGUCGGCAUCCUGGACGCUGACCUCUGUGGGCCCAGUAUCCCCUGCAUGCUCGGUGUGGGCCGGCCCGACGUGCACCAGUGUGACUCGGGAUGGGUGCCGGUCUACACCGACGCCCAGAAGAGCCUCGCCCUCAUGUCCAUCGGCUUCCUGCUGGAGGACCCGGAUGAAGCCGUGGUCUGGAGGGGGCCCAAGAAAACAGCGAUGAUCGCCCAGUUUGUGUGCGAUGUGGCGUGGGGCGAGCUGGAUGUGCUGCUGGUGGACACGCCGCCAGGGACAUCAGACGAACAUCUGGCGGUGCUGGAGAACCUUAAGAAGCACCGAGUGGACGGAGCGGUCCUGGUCACCACACCUCAGGCGGUUUCCACGGGGGACGUGAGGAGAGAGAUCACCUUCUGUAAGAAGACGGGCGUUCGGAUCCUGGGCAUCAUCGAGAACAUGAGUGGAUUUGUUUGCCCACACUGCUCAGAGUGCAGCAAUAUAUUCUCAAAAGGUGGAGGCGAAGAGUUGGCCAAGUUGACUGGAUCGACGUUCCUCGGUGCCGUGCCCCUGGACCCUCUCCUCAGCACCAGCAUCGAGGAGGGUCGAGACGUCCUCCAGUCGUUUCCCCAGAGCGCCGCGUUCAGCGCCAUCAGCAACAUCUCCCAGACGCUGCUCCGCAGCCUCCAGGCGGCGUGAGCUGGACACGUGUGAAGUCUGCAGUUUGUUUACAUGUUUUCUGUAUAAUUACACAAUAUAAAUCUAUUUACCGAUUGUUUUGUACCUUUAAAUAAAAUCGUCGUCUGCCACGAG
Pseudoliparis swirei is the source of this 1086-nucleotide messenger RNA. It is a transcript of the gene nubp2, whose product is annotated as nucleotide binding protein 2 (MinD homolog, E. coli). The coding region runs from base 166 to 972 and encodes 268 amino acids. Gene Ontology annotation, cellular component: cytosol. The transcript has 7 exons. Gene Ontology annotation, biological process: iron-sulfur cluster assembly. Gene Ontology annotation, molecular function: ATP-dependent FeS chaperone activity; ATP binding; 4 iron, 4 sulfur cluster binding. The record is from RefSeq and is a predicted model, not a curated record. NCBI's taxonomy places the organism in Eukaryota, Metazoa, Chordata, Actinopteri, Perciformes, Liparidae.